AUGGCUCGCGAAGUGAUCACAUUGGGUCCUCCGAAGCCGAGGAUGUGCAACUGGUUGAUGGUGGUCCUUAUCUUAACCGCCGUGAACUCGGUUUGUCUUUUAACAAUCAUUGUCAUCGUUUCACUCAAACCAAACAUUUCAAUUCCAUUUUAUCAAGCUGGUGAACUUCAAAAAGAGACUGUGCCGAAAAGCGAACUCCCAAAAGUGUACCCUGAGAUUUUGCUUCCAAAGCAAAAACUGCCUGACCAAUCGAUUCAAGCAUCAGAUCUCAUGAACGAUCCCGAAAUUGCAAAAAUCGGGGACGAUUUGGCACAAAAAUUUGAAGAUACCAUGGCGAUGUUGAUCAAAAACCGACUACAAGAGUAUCCAAUUGAUAAGUAUUACUAUGGUAACGACGAUGAAGAGACCUUUCCCUCGCCUGGAAAUACUUUCAAUGAAGAUCUCCGAAAAGCACUUGGAACGAUGAAAGUUAACACUCGGCCGAAAGUUGAGGAAGUUCGACAAGCGGUCACAGGGAGUUCGAUGGUGGGACAAAGAAUAUUUGAAUUAUCAACCACGACCACAACAGCACCACAAAUUUGUCCAGAGGCUCAAUCGAAGCUCUGUCUCAAUUGGCGCGAAAAACAAUUCUGCGCUAUUGCCGUCAAAUUCUGCGAAUCCCUAUGUGUGUGUGAUAAA
This is a messenger RNA of Mesorhabditis belari, 678 nucleotides long. The record is from the annotation of a GenBank genome assembly. Lineage: Eukaryota; Metazoa; Nematoda; Chromadorea; Rhabditida; Rhabditidae.